Messenger RNA from Colletotrichum navitas, 2178 nucleotides. RefSeq lists its product as uncharacterized. NCBI's taxonomy places the organism in Eukaryota, Fungi, Ascomycota, Sordariomycetes, Glomerellales, Glomerellaceae. Gene Ontology annotation, biological process: chromatin remodeling. The record is from RefSeq and is a predicted model, not a curated record. The transcript is spliced from 3 exons. Bases 1 to 2178 code for a protein of 725 amino acids.
AUGGCGCAGGACCCGAGUGAUGGAAUUGAUCAGGAGCUGCUGAACCACGCCCAUCUUAUAUCUGCCAACCACUAUGCCGAUCAGGCACGCGUCGAUUUGAACCAAGUCACGAAAUGGCUGAUGGCCGCACCUCAAGUCGCGAAAGACAAGGCUCCAUUCUUCUGGACCUACCUUGAUCGACCCCGCGACGGCCAAGUUUACCUCACAUGGCAACCCCUCAAGAGACUCGGAACAAAUUUCGCAAGUGAUGGAAUGAUCUGGGGCCCAGAGCAAUACCAUAGACAGGAUGUUGGGAAUGGACUUUCUCUCGAGAUUCAUUACGUCAAAUCAGGAUUCAUUCCUGGAGAGCAGGUUGCCAUGCAUGCGCGUCGUAGAUUCCGCCUUGUGCCUUCGCAGACUGGUGUGAUGAAUGCGCCACAGCCAGACAUCAGUCUCUGGAUCGUGCAUUACGGUCCUUCGGAUCCUCCUGAUCGCGUUCCGGUCAAUCUGAUUCCCGUCUCUCAAGAAACACAGCAUAUUAUGGCGACUCGUAAUCACCUUCAGAAGUGCGGUCAGAUUGCCCGCAAGGAUUUCAUGCUUUCGGAUCGCGCCAGCUGGCCCCAAAUCCAGUUCCCCCGUAACGGUGGACGACCACAGAUGUAUAACCCGCCGGCGCAGUCGCGGCGUAUUCCGCAGCAGAUGGCCUAUCCUCCGACUGGUCCCCAGGGUCGCCGAGGUCGCCAACAAGCGCAGGCGCAGGCUCAAGCCCAGCAGCAUCAACAAGCUCUCGCUCAUGCUGAGGCUCUGCAUGAUGAUGAGGAGCUAGAGAAAGAUCUCUUUGAUCACUUGACCCCAAGAGACAUUUCUUUUGCGCGAUACCAGCAAAAUCAUGAGUGGAUGGAGGAGAUUGUGUCUUCCCCUUACGGUCUUAGUCAGAUUGUACCUCCUGAUCUUGGUCUUGGGCUCAAGGGAGAACUGGCGUCUCUGACUGACGGCAUCUUCCCUGCACAGGGUGCGGAUGCGCUCACUGAACCACCUCAGAAGCCGUACAUUGGGCGGCUAGAACCUGGGCUGGCCGACGAGUUUAGAAAGAGGGUCCGGGAGCAUCUUGACGCGACAAAGGCCGAGAUGGAGAAGAUGAAGGCGGAGCAUGCGAAAAACUUGGCUAGCCUGAAGGCGAGCUCGGUGUUCGUGGAUGCCGAGAAGGAUAUCAAGAACUCUGUUCAGGAGCAUGGCCCAGAGCCGUGGCGCAUUGAGGGUCACUACACAGACUCGGAGGAUAACUCUGGCCCAUGGUCACAAAAGCACAACAAGAAGGUAGAUGAGAUUGUGGCCCAGGUCGAAGGCAAUCUCGGCCGACAAAUCGAAGUCCUUCACAAUGUCCACCGGAUACAAGACGGUGGGUUCCAGGAGCCUGCUCCGGAGCCCGUCAAGGAGCCCUCGCCCGUCCCGCCGCCGGCAAGCUCUCUCCCGCCAGCGGCCGGCGCUGAUGCAGGUGCUUUGGGAUCGCGACGACCAUCCCAGGCUGGCUCUACUCAUAGUGGGGUGAUGGUGGGUGACUCGGAUAUCGACAUGGGUGGCACUGCGGCAGGACUCCUGGAUGAGAUGCAUACCGGGUUCUCUGCCAACUCCACUCCGCUGAACAACUUUCCCACGCCGCAAACUCACAUGUCUGCUCUCAACUCCACGGCCGGAACCCCAGCCAACGCGAACGCUCCUUCGCCUGCACCAGUUCCCCCAACCAUUCCUGAGGAGACCGAGACUCAGGCUUCUGCGGGCGCUUCUGCUGGCGCUGGAGAGGAUGUCACAAUGGGCAACACGGACGCUACCAAGAAUACGCCUGCCACCGCGCCCGACCAUGGGACCGGCAGCGGGGAGUGGGUGGUUGUGCCUAAAGGGGGAACAUCGCCUGAACCCGGUGCCGGUGCUGCCACCAGCACAGGCGCGACUGAGGGUGAUGAGCCCAAGGCAGCUGCCAAAAUUCCAUCGGCCGCCGGAACGCCAGCGGAGACUCAGACGCCUGGUGGAUUUAGUUCUCUGGGCGACCUCGACUCUGCCGGUGACGCGAUGGCUAGUUAUGGAGCAUCCAUGGCAGACGGCCUUGACAUGAACAUGGAGAUGGAAGACUCUGCCUUUGGCGAUGCUUUCCACGGCGUGUCUACCAACACGCCAGGAAAUCAGUCCGAGGGUGGUGCCUAA